UCAUAACCCCAAUUAUUUUAUAUAUGCAUACUAAAAAUUACAACAACAACGAAAUAGAAAAAUCAACACCUUCUCCCUUAUGUUUCAUAAUAAUCUACUACAAAAACUGAAUGUCUGAACAAUUCCUUUGAAAAAUUUCAAAACAGAUCCUACAUUUGAGUAAACAACUUGAAAUUCGGAACUUGCCAUAUCAAAACAAAUCCAACCUCUCUUUUCUUUCUUCCUUUCAAACAACACACUCUAAUACAUUAACUACAAUUUCAUUACAAAAACGACACCGUUUCAACACAAAUCCUUCAUUAUAAUUCAAAAAGAGAAAUAUGAGCAAGAAGCAACAACAAGUGAAUCUUGACGACGAACAAAUAACAGAGUUACGAGAAAUUUUCCGAUCAUUUGAUCGGAACAACGACGGAACCCUAACACAAUUAGAACUAAGUUCUCUUCUCCGAUCGCUUGGUUUAAAGCCGAGCGCCGAGCAAUUAGAUGGAUUUAUACAGAGAGCGGACACGAACAACAACGGACUGAUUGAAUUCUCGGAGUUCGUUGCGUUGGUGGCGCCGGAGCUUUUGCCGGCGAAGUCGCCGUAUACGGAUGAGCAACUGAAACAGCUGUUUAGGAUGUUUGAUCGGGAUGGGAAUGGAUUUAUAACGGCGGCAGAGUUGGCUCAUUCGAUGGCGAAAUUGGGACACGCGCUGACGGCGGAGGAGUUGACGGGAAUGAUAAAGGAAGCGGAUACGGAUGGUGAUGGGAUGAUCAGUUUUCAGGAGUUUUCUCAUGCGAUUAGUUCUGCUGCUUUUGAUAAUUCUUGGGCUUGAUUUCUUCCUUCUCUAUUUUUACAGAUUAGGGCCAAACGUGGAUUCAUUAAAGGCAGACUCUGUCGUGUGAUGAAAUAGUGCCCAUCAACCAUUGUCCAAGCCUUUCCUUCCACGAGUCAAUUUUCUGUCCACAGUGGUGGUAAAUUAGUGAUGGAGCUAGUGCUUAGGUUUGAAUCACAAAAUUUUGUAUGCUUUUUCAUACCCUUUUCCUAUAUGAGGAAAAGAGCCAGACCAUCAACUUUCGGAUUUUGUGAUGAUGUUUAAAGUUAAUAGUUUUAAAUAAAUAAAAAAAUUAAAUAUGUUUUUAAUC
Messenger RNA from Cicer arietinum (chickpea), 1125 nucleotides. RefSeq names its product probable calcium-binding protein CML18. The record is from RefSeq and is a predicted model, not a curated record. Lineage: Eukaryota; Viridiplantae; Streptophyta; Magnoliopsida; Fabales; Fabaceae. Gene Ontology annotation, molecular function: calcium ion binding.